CUACUUCGACUACUCCUCCAACGUGUUCGCACGUUGUUUUUUUUUUCUAUUUGGUGGAGGCAACAUCAACUCCCGCUUCUAGUUGCCAUCCUGCCACCACAUUUGUUAACAUUGCACCAACUGCCACUCGUUUAUUCGGCAAUCUGGAGCGGUCCUUAUUACUUCUGCAAGUUGCAUGCCAAACUAAAUUCUUCCGAUUCAUCAUCUUAUUCUUUAUCCGAUGAGGCUUAAUUUCUUUGACUAGUUAGCAAGAGAGAGGUGGCUGAGCAGGUCUGUCCGGUUAACAGUCCAGCUCUUUAGGAAAGAAGCUGAUAGUCAAGCUUGGCUCUUUUAUAGCACAGGUCCACAGCUCUGGCUUUAAGCUGUCUCAUAUCUACAACAAAAGUGAUAAACUGCAAUGGAAGUCCCUGGAUCUCCAUGCAAUGCAGAUGACGAUGAAGCACAAAACAGCAAUGAUGAAAACUGUCAGAACCACAUACUGCCACCAUCAACGCAAACGUCCAAUCUAACUAAUAAUAAAAGGUUGUACUUUGACAGUGAUGAUGGUAGAAAAAACGACAUAGACUAUGGCUGCACUCCUGAAAAACGUCCACUAAUUAUGGCCCCUGUUUCUAGUGUUAUUACCUGUGUUGAAUCCUAUUUAGACUGUGAUCGAGAAUCUAGACUUCCUAGUGGAGAACAUUCUGCACAAACUUCUCAUGUGUUUGAAAUCAUAGAUGAUAUUGAACUGGAUGAUGAUGGACUGGGUACUGAUUUGAGUGCUCGGAGUUAUAUCUCAAACGGCCGGGAAUCACUUGAUCUUUCUAGCGACGAUGAUGAUGAAGAAUACUUGGAUGAUAACGAGGUCUAUGCAUGGUUGGAAGAGGGGGUUGACUCCCGCAAGUCUGGAUCAGAUGGAGAAACAAAAGAUGACGGAUCACAGGGGCCAAUUGAAGUGCAAAAGAUUGUUUUAAAAGAGAGGGGCCAUGAUCCAUUUGACAUUCUACCAGAAGGCUGGAUAAUAGUAACUCAUAAUAGUGGCAUGCCAGUUUAUUUGCAUAAAGAAUCAAGAGUAUGUACUCUCUCCAAACCAUACUUCUUGGGACCUGGUAGUGCCAGAAAACAUGACAUUCCUGUAAGUGCAAUUCCUUGUCUUCAUUAUUCCCGUGAAUUGGAGAAAGAAUGUCAGCGUGGUACUCUUAAAGAUCUUGAACCCUUAACUAUCACUGAAGAACUUGAAUGUACAGAUAACCAAAAUUCUGAACAAGCUGAAAAUAAUGAUGAAUCAGAAUUCCCAGCCAUUAGUGAGAAUGACACUGAUCAAUUGAACAGCAACCUGGAAUGUAAUACUUGCCCUAUGGUAGAUGUUGAUGGCAGUUCAAAAACUCCAGCAGUUAAGAUUGAGUGUGCUGAAGAAAGAAAAAAGGAAAAUUCACUUGAUCCAUUAGAAUUGAGGAAGUAUUGUGAGAAGAGAUUUGAAUUCAAAAAAAUUACAGUUAAAAAAUUUAAAACAUGGAAGGAAAGAAGACGUCACAUGAGUUUAAUGAAAAAGCAAUCACGGCCAGCUUUACCCUCAAAUACCAAACUAAUAACUUGCCCUGUUCCUUCAAGCAAAGGUGAUGAUAAAGUGAAUCGACGGCGAGAAUUUGUUCUAAACCCUAGUGGCAAGUCUUAUGUGUGUAUACUACAUGAAUACGUCCAGCAUACAAUGCGGGUACAACCACGAUAUAUUUUUAGAGAAGUCGAAAAUGCUCAAACUCCUUACAGUGCAACUAUUGUGAUAAAUGAUGUGGAAUAUGGUACGGGAUUUGCUGGAAGCAAAAAAGCUGCCAAGAUGGAAGCAGCGAAAGCAACACUUAAAGUGUUAAUUCCUGAAAUGAAUAAGAUGACAGAAGAUAACAAGAGUUAUGAAUCUGAAGAUCUGUCUUUUUUUGAUGAAAUUAAAAUAGAAGACCCCCGUGUCUAUGAACUUUGUAAUAAAGCUGGACAGCCAACACCCUAUCAGAUCUUAUUAGAAUGUCUCCGCAGUAAACCGUGUUCUGGGCGAGAAAUUCCACCAGUAUUCAAAGUUUCAAACUUUGAAUACUGGUUAGUUAACUGUUUAGUUUUUAAAAAAUUAAUUAAAAAAUCUGUGAGCCAAAUUGAACAGAUCCACAACAAUAAUGCUUUCCCUGCUUUUGAGAUUGACUGCACCAAAGAUUAUGAGUUAAAAGUUGUGUGUAAAAAUAAAAGAGAAGGAAAACAACAAGCUGCACAAGCUAUAUUGCAGCGUCUCCAUCCACAUAUUACCAGUUGGGGUUCUUUAUUACGGCUGUAUGGUCGAAUUUCAUUCAAAAUAAUCCGUGAAAAGAAAGAAGAAGAGCAGAGCAUUACUGAAUUACAGUCUCAGGCCAAGUCCAACAAACCCAAUACAGCAGUGUUAGAGAAACUCAGAGAAGAAAUGCGCAAGAUUAAAUUACAGAGGGAAUCCAUCAAAUCAAGAGGAAAGUUGCGGCUUGAAUCAGCUGUCCCUGUAGGAAACGUGUCAGGAUUAGACCUCUGAUACUAGUCCUUUGUUUACAGAUGUUUGUUAAUUUAUGCUAUCAAUGCACUUAAGAUUACUCUGUUGUUUCCAAUUUUAAUGCUUGUAGCCAAUUGUUUCUCUCUCCCUCCUCUUUCACACCCACACACAUUCUCUUUCUUUCACCCACCACCAACUUUGACUUGAAUGUCAUUCGAAGAAAAGUAAUAUUGAGUCAAUGACUUGGUCAUUUUUCCAUUACUGCACUCAACUAUCAAUCUGAUCUUCCACAAAAACACUACCCAUUUCUGUCUGUCUUAGCCAUAGUUGUUUGAAGUGUGAUUGAACUAUAUGGCGUCCUCAAUGUUUUUCUUAUUUUUGUGGGUGGGGGUUUACUUUUGAGGAACUUCCUACAUGUCAUCUUUAAAAAAACAAUCUCUUUACACUUUCCAGUAUCUUGCACUAUAGUUGUCAAUUGUUUGCAUAGAACUGUUUGUUAUCUCAAAAUCCAGCAACUGUAUCUUAUAUGUUAUUUUUUUAUUGCAUUUACAUUUACACUGCAUAACUUCAAUUAGAAAUGUGUUGAUGUUGUGUAGCUAGCCUUCCGCUGACUGAAGAGGGACAGAUGUUUGUUUUUGAUAAACUUCAUUAUAACUCUGGACUUUUACAUGGAACUUAAAAUGAAAGCAUUUGCAGUCGGAGGAUGAAGCACAAUUGUUAAUCCAGCCACCACUUCCUCCUAGCUCAUCUAAUUCUGUGUGCUCUCAUUCAUAUAUACAGAAUAAGUGGGUGAAAAAAUUGUGAUAACCAAGGGAGGCAAGUACUCCUUGCCCAUUCCAUAUUCUUCUAUUACUGCCUCAUUUAAAUAUUUGGAUGUUGACAUUACAUAUACACACAUGGUUAGUUUCCCAUCCCUAAGCUAUCAUGGUUAAAGUGAAACUAGCUAAAAUUGGAGUAAAGUGAUGAUAGCCUUUUAAUAAUUUAUCUCUCAUAUAUCAGUUGUUGUGUGCGUGCACGCACGCACGCACACACGCACACAUUGAUCAAUAUUUUCAGAUUCAUAUGUGAUUCUUGUUAAUUUAAAAUUAUCUCAACUAAAGAGGAAAUCCAAGAUUAUGGUUGAAUUUUCAAAGCAGAUAUAUUUUAUGGUUUAUGGUGGGCUAACUCCUUCAUAUGCAAGCAUACAUAGUGUGUGUGUGUGUGUGUGUGUGUAUGUAAUCUCUUUAGUAGGUACAUUUGAUUUUAUUCUUAUGGCCCCAACCACAAUAUAAAUUGUGACUCAGAUAUUUGAAGAAAAAAGUUUGCAUUGUUCAAAACAGUAUCAUGUGAAAUACUUUAUAGCAGGCAGUCGUUUUGUUAGAUUUUAAGUAGUGUCUCUUGCUCUAGAAAUUGGUGUGUGGAUAUGGUUCAGUUAUUCCUCUCAAUUUGAAAUGUAAUCUGAGCAGAGUUUUUUUUUUUGUUUUCAUAUUUUAGCUUCUUUUUAUACGUUUAUAUUUGUCAGGAAUCAGGAUUUAAGUAAAAGUUUUGUCUCCUUAAAUUGAAUUAUUCUCAUCUUGAAUGUCAUGAAACCACUUUUCUUUGUUUUUAAUAGAUUAUUUCAUUUCUCACUACCAGAAAUAUCUCUGUUCUGAUCCAAUUUUUUUCCUUUGUUGGUUUUUUUUUACCUACUAUUAAGAAUGUAAAAAGCCUUAGCAUUUAUGUGUCUUUCCUUGGAGGAAAUCUGAAAUCAUUUAUGCUGGGAUUAGUUUAGUGAAGUUACAUUAGAAACCAUUUAUUUUAUAACUAUUUUCACUUCAUAUGAACUUGAUUUUGGAGUCAGUCAUCAAAAAUCAAAAUGCUUUUUCAAGUUGCAAGGACAUUGGCUAAAUUAUGCAUUUACUACUCUUGUUUCUCUUAGUCACUUAUUUUCACUGGCAGCUGAAGGUAAUUAAUGCAGUGAAUAAACACUGAUAUCAUCAUGAUCAUCAUUAUCAUCAUUAUUAUCAAUUAAGUGGCUAUUUUUUAAGUCAAGUUUAAACCCAGAAAAAUGAAGGUAAUAAAUGUGUGAACUAGUCAAUUUUUAAUUCACAAUUACCAUCAUAUUGUCUCUCCUUCCAUUAUUCCUUGGCAUCUAAUACUUAUAUUGUCUUAAUAUUGUCUACAGCUGCUAUUUUACAUGCUGAAUAUGAAUUUAAAUUCUUCUCUUAUUGUUCCUUUCAGUGUUCUUAUACCUCAUUACAAUAUAUUUAGCAUACUGUAAAGGGACAUUAUCUUAAAACUCAGAUUUAGAGGAAGUACACAGCUGUCAUUGAAAAUCCCUAUUCAUCAAAGUUAUAUUUUGUAUCUAUGUCAGAAAUCAAUAUUUUUCAUCUUUAAGACACUCAGGCGCUACAAAUCUUCCAUAUAUUUCUCUUUUCUUGCAAUACCUUAAAAGCUGUUGUAAUUCUGCUGACAACUGAUCAGGUAUAUUUUUUGCUACAAUCUCUCCCUCUCCUUACUGAAGAUGAAAGACAGUAGCCAGGUAUCCAGGUAUGACAAGAAUUUGAACUGUAAUUCAAGCUCUAAUUCAAUGGCUCUAGGCUGUGCAAUGUUCCUAGUGGAUUGCCAGUGUCAUCAAAUAGUGUUUCUGUGAUAAUGAUAGCAGUCUAUCAUCAAAUGAGAUCUCUCUGCAAACCUGACAGUAACAUAUCUGCAACAGCUGACACUAAAAGGUUUUUGUGAAUAUUAAUGUGAAAGAAUUAUUUGAAUUAUCAGUAGCUGCAAAACAAGAACUUCUCUACAUUAUAAUCUUCCCAUUCAUAGCACAUUCUUUUGCGAAGCUAUAAUUUCUUUGUCAAAAGCUUUUUAUUUCGCCUUUCCUUUACAAGAAUUUAUGUCAUCUUUGAUCUGUUUUCUAAUUUCAUUUAUAUCUUAGUUGCUAUUGUAAAUAUCAACUUCCUUUUUCUUUUAUUGAUUCAUGCUCUGGCUCCACCUCCUAGAGUUUUAGUUGCUUGUAUCAAACCUAGUACUUUAUUUGACACUUAUUUUAUUGAUGAUGUAAGGGAUGAAAGAUAAAAUCAACCUUAGCAAAAAGUGACUAAAUACCACAUGGUGAUUUUGUUCAACGUGCUGAUUUUGAUUGACCAUCCCAUGCCAGUGUGUGUGUACACACACACAUGCACACACUCAAACACAAUAUUAUUGAACAGUAAUACUCAGUAUUCAACACUGCAUUUGGUGCAUUCAUUAUUUGUGGAUUAACAAAGCUACCAAUAGUUUCAUGUGGAAAGGGUAUCCACAUUUCUUCAAGCAAUCCAUUUCAAAAUACUGGUAAUCGUCUCCAUUUUUGGAUGGAGACAAUUAUCAGUGUUUUUAAAGGACAGCUUGAAAAAUUGUUGAUACCCUUUCCACAUGAAACCAUUGAUAGCUUUGUUGAUUCACAAAUAAAGUGUGUAUGUAUAUAUGUACAUCUGAUGAUUUUUGUAUAUGCAUUCUGCACAGUUACUCUUCUACUAAAAUAUAAUUCUCAAGACUGCUUAACUUCCCCAAAGUGCUGCACAGUGGGAUCAAAUCUGGAACUAUGUGGUAGCUAAGUGAACUUAACUAUAUAGCCAUAGUCUGUUGUUUAUCUUUUCUAGUUAAUUGCUUUAUCAAAUGUAACACUCUCUUGUAAGAAGUUUACCAGUAGCAUAUCUAUUGUUAUAAUGAUUUAUUACAAUAAGCCAUGCAAUGGAAUUGCUUUAGUGACCAAUUUGUGAUGCUUUAUAGUACAUUAUGAUAACAAAAUAUACCAAAGAUUAUCACAAAAAAGACCAAAAAUGAAUAUAACCAUAAAUAGUUUUAAAUGGCUGGUAUGAUUGUUCCACAGUUAGUUUUAGUUUAAACAUCUGAUAUCAGAUCAAGUGAUUUGCUAAACAAGUACAACUACAUAAUCAAUUCACUGAUUUUACUUAAUUAGCACCAUUGAUCUGCUUCUUCUAUCACUGUGUCAAUAUUGGAAAUAUAAAUGAGAUUUGAAUGAAUUUGCUGAAUGAAAUACACUCAAAAGUUUUUAAUAAAGUGAAAUUUUAAACAAAAACCUACUUGUAUUUGAAGAGGUGAGAUAAUUUCAUUAAAUUAAGAAUUGAUUAAAUUAAUUUGAUUGUCAUGCUUAAGAGGAAAAUUUUAUCUUUCUUAAAGACAGUGACAGUCUCUGAAGAAUAGACAAUAUGAACCUACUUAAUAAAUAGAGGCUUUUACUUAUUAUGUAAGUGUGGCUGUACUGAAUGAUGCAUGAAAAUAGAUUCUUAAUGAACUGAAAAUUUCCUCUAAGCUAGAUAAAGAAAACAAAAAUCUAGUGGCAUUUGUUAGCAAUUCACAAAAAAUAGAAGAAUGUAUUUCAAUGAAUUAAGAUUUAACUCUUAACAUCCUGUAUGGCACAAAUCUGCACAACAUCGUAUGUCUUUUUGUCAGUCCUAUGGUGCCUAAAACCAUCUGAAAUGAACUACUCAUGUUUAUACUUUUGUGGCUUUUGGAAGUAAUCUAAUCUAGAGAAGAAAACUUUAAAGUCCCUUCCACUAUCAUAGAAAUUCAGUGCAUCUAGUCAUACUUAGUUAAAAACCAUGCUGUUGUCUUAGCUCCACUAAUGUCUUUCAAGCAGUUUUUAUUAGCCUCCUGCUCUAACAUGCCUACAUCUAGAUUAUUAACAUAUAAAUAUAAAUUAUGCAGGUCUUGUAUAUUUUUAUCUGUUGCAAUAUGUCUGCAGGUACAAUUUGAGACACCAACCUUUGUGUGCACUGCCAUUAAACCAAAUUGUAACCUGUACGUUUCACAAGCAGCUAAGAGAGGGAAUGUUUGAUGUUUCAUCAUUUCUGGCAGCAUCGCUAAAAAUUAUUAGCAUGAUAGAUUUGGAUUCACUCUUUUCUUUUUUUUCAUUCUUUCUAUGUAUUAGAACUAUUUCUUCCAUGAGUUAUCCUUUUGCAGUCUGUUGAGGAACUGAGAAAUUGGAGAUUAUAUUGAUUCAGUAGGCUUUUAUUACAUAACUCUACCUCAUAGUUUGCUAGCCUACUUGUCAUUUUCUCUACUGAGGAAUCAUAAUUAACAAUAGAAAAUAUAAAAACGCAGCUGUGUAGUUUGUCUAAAUUACAUCUUGAGCAAAUUUUUUUCUUUGCAAAUUUAUUAAUUUAAUAACAAAGGCUUUCUGAAAACUGAUAUCUUUAUUCCAUUUUGAAAACUAACAUCUAUAUUCCAUUUUGUAAACUAAUAUCUAUAGUCCCUGUCAAUCUUAUGUGUUGUUUUGUUUGAUUUUCAUUUUGUCCACCUGUAAAAGAUCUGCUGGAAAAUUUCAUUCUGUUUCUAAACAAUCUUCAAAUAUUUUGCUCAAAACGUAAAUGUCUUUGCACUAACAUUCCAUCAUAAUAUAAGAUCAUGAAGCUAUUUGGCUUACCCUUCAGUCUGUCAACAUCCUUUGCUUAUGUUAAGUUGCUGUGCUACAUAAUUCAUCUCCGUCUUCUUUUACCGUUAUAUCAAGUAUACUAUUCUCUAAGUUAGUGACAAUCUGGCAUAUAUUUCAGUAUUUAAUCUCAUGUCUCUUCUUUAUUCCACUGUCAAAAAAAAAAAACAAAAAAAAAAAAAAAAAAAAAAAAAAAAAAAAGGGAUGGGGGGACAAUGUAAUGUGAAUGUUAAGGAUUCUUCACUGUGAGAGAUUAUUAGAGAGACUUUGCUUGUUGGCUCACUAGAUUAUUGAAGAUGUUGAUCAAUGAAUUGUCACUCUGUAAUUGAUAGUAGUAGAAGGUCUAGCAUAAUAUACAAUUUCAAAAUAUAUUAACAGAUCAAAUAAGAGUUUAAAGUGGUUUAAAUGUCAGCAUUAAGUUCUUUUAUAUAUUUAAAGCAAAACUGGGUUGUCUAUUAUGAUCAAAAUAGCACCAGAAUUCUGUGUAGCAGUAGGUCAGUCAUAUUUCUUCAUAAUCCUUUGCACUAUAUAUAUAUAUAUAUAUAUAUAUAUAUAUAUAUAUAUAUAUAUAUAUAUAUAUAUAUAUAUAGAUAUAUAUAUAUAUAUACUGUUUUUGUGUCUUUUGUCUAAAUUGUGUACUCUGAUGCUGCCUAUCAGCUGGUAUUAGUCACUAAGUCCAGUUGCUGUACUUUUUCAUCAAUACAAAUAAAAAGUAAGAUAUUUUGUUAUCAAUAUUGAUACAAAGAGUCAGAAAAUGACCAGAUAAUAAAGAGCUAGUUGAAAUAUGUCACUGUGAUAUUAUUAAACUCAAACAACAAUGAAAAUCAUGCUAUUCAUUGGUAGAGUAAUUUUUUUGUUUUUGUUUUUUAGAUGUAUAAAUGCAUCAGUCAUUUUAUAAGUUGUAACUGUAAAGAUAAGUUGCUGCUGACAGCCUGCUGUAUUCUGUUAACAGCAACUAUAUUCUGCCCUUUCCUGUCUGAGUUUGCCUUUGUGAUAAACUAGAUAUCAACCUAGCUUCAUUGUUGGCUGAUUAGUGACCACAAAAGGCAUCCAUGAUUCUUAUACAAAUAUCCAAGUUUGCCAAACAAACAAAACAGUAUUUUCCUCUCUUGCAUUUUCUAGUAUAGGAAAGUAGAUGUGAAAGAAACACAAAUUGCAAAAUUUGCUUAGCUGAAAUUACUAAUAUGUGUAAGUGUUAGUGAGAGUAUUAUUUCUAACUGAUGAUAAAUGCUUGUCUAGCAUGAUCUUACAGCACUCCAUGUUUACUUUUUUGAGGAGUAACAUAUAAACACUGUCUACUGUAACUGAAAUGACACACAGUAGGUACACAGCAAUAUCUUAUGAAGUAAACUGUUUGAAAAAUCAUUGGAAAAAAUAAUUUUCUGUUGUUGAUGGUAAUGGUGAAGAUAAUAAUUAUGAUUGAUUGUGUGUGUGUUCAUCAUGACUAGUUUCUCUGUACAGUGUUAUUUUGAAGGCAGUAUUCAAUACUUGUUUAGGAUAUAAUUCACCCAUACAUAAGACACAUCACUUUAAUUGCAUAGCCGAAAAAUAUACUUGAAAUAUCUGCUUAAACAAAUCAAUCAAAUGUCUAGAUUUGAAGACUUAUCCAACCAAUGCUAGCAUGAAAAAUCGGGUACUUCUCAAGUCUUGCAAUCCCAUGUCAGAAACAUGGUGUGUGCAUGCGCAUGUGUGUGUGUUAAUUUAUGUGUGUCUGUGUGUGUGUAUAUAUAUAUAUAUAUAGCACUCUUUACUCUCCAGCUGCUGGAAAGUUUUGUUUGUUAAAUACUCUAGUAUUCCAUCUCUCUCUUCUCUCUCUUGCUACCACAGUAAGGACUUUUAAUUACAGAAUCUAAUUUGCUGAAGUGAAUUAAUAAUAUAGAAACUUAAAUCCUCCUGGCUGGGUGAAAAUACCAUUUGCACAUUAAAUUAUUUAAUAUACAUAUUUUGUGAUUUUAUUUUUUGGAAGGAAGGGUUGAAGAGGGGAUUGUGAUGCAGUAAUAACUUCCCAGCUAAUCUAAUCCAAACUUGGUUUUGAUUAUCUUACUGAAACUGCUUCACUUAUAAUAAUCACUAAUGCUAUAAAUCUGGGUUUUUAUACUUAAGUAAAAAAAAAAAAAAAAAAUAAUAAUAAUAAAGGGUGUGUAGUUAUGUAUCAAUAGUAUUUGUAAAAUGUGCGUCUGCUUUGAAUUUUAAGUCUUAGAUUUUGGAAGACUGAGUACAUAGAGUACAAACAAUUUUCUACUAUGGAAAUAUUGCUGGCCAAACCCUGCUGUCUGGUUCCGUUCAAAACCAAUGAAUGUUUCUUCAUUGCUGACCACUUCAUUAAUCAUUCAACUCUACCCUUUUUCUGACCAAUCAUUCGCUCUGAAGAUCUCCAGUAAAUGAGACAAUCGCUCAAUUAAGUUAAAGAUUUUGCUAGCAAAGAAAUCAACAAAAAAAAUUAUGUAUAUGUGUGACAAUAACAAUGAGUUCUAUCUUGAAUGUCUCCUCCUUUCUCUCCCCACCUCCUCUGUUUUUUUCUCUCUCUCGUCUUACACUGCUUAAAGGUUAUGGAACAUAACUUUUCAGUUGUAGGAGUAUUCAGGAAGUUGGAGACAGUCUCCAUGAAAUUCAGCUGUGAUCGUUACUUCUUAGCCGAACAAUGCACUCUGUUUCAUCAUCAUCACCACCGCCUCAUGUUUUUACAUAUCACUUUGCCACAUCUUUCUCUAGUGCAUACUUUGAGGCGGGAAUGAUGAGGAAAAUGAAAAGGUUUAACUUGUAGAUCUUCCCAUUUCACCAAAUAUCAGCUGGUGUAUUGCGCCUGUGAUAGGAGUUGUUGGAAGUUCACAGCUGACCAAGCUAUUUUCUUUUUGCCAGCUCCAUUCCAUUGUGUAUAUAUCUUGACUGCAGGUAUUACUGUCUAAAAGAUGAUUCCAUCAUCUGAACAGAUCAAUGCUAUAUCAUGGUAGUCAAUAUUGCACAAAAUUUUUGUGCCAAUUCUGGAAGUAAAAACAAAACAAAACAAUAUUACAUAUUAAAGAAACAGAAUAUUGAACAAAUUGCUUAAUAACAUUUAAUCCAUUGUUUCAUUUGUAUUCUUCUGUCUAUUUCCUACAGUAUUCUGAGGAAAAAGAAAAAAAAAAAACCUCUAGUCGAAUUAGAUACCAGAAAAACUUGUUUCCGACAUAUAUAUAUAUAUAAUCAAGUCUGUUAAUUCUUGCUCCAGUGUUAAGCUGUCAAAUUAAAGAUGAUGUAUUGAAGUUGUCACAA
Molecule: messenger RNA, 11120 nt
Organism: Octopus bimaculoides (California two-spot octopus)
Lineage: Eukaryota; Metazoa; Mollusca; Cephalopoda; Octopoda; Octopodidae
Product: microprocessor complex subunit DGCR8
Biological process (GO): primary miRNA processing
Cellular component (GO): microprocessor complex
Molecular function (GO): primary miRNA binding; heme binding; identical protein binding
Source: RefSeq, a predicted model, not a curated record